This is a messenger RNA of Biomphalaria glabrata, 6788 nucleotides long. RefSeq names its product SCO-spondin-like. Gene Ontology annotation, cellular component: membrane. Bases 320 to 4963 code for a protein of 1547 amino acids. Lineage: Eukaryota; Metazoa; Mollusca; Gastropoda; Planorbidae. The record is from RefSeq and is a predicted model, not a curated record. The transcript is spliced from 28 exons.
UGGUCAUGACGUAGUUCCGGAUUCUACAGAAAUAAAAUAAAAUCAAAAAUGUAUCGACGUUGCCGCUGAAGUGCCUAGAAAGAUGAAAUUAUAGAUGAGGUGUGGUCACGCCAUGUCACGCUAUGCCACCAGAUCUGUCUUCAGAUGUUCAUUUCUUGGCAUGGACUUGCAUCGAUGACAUGAUUUGAAAUCAAAGAAAAAGUUAAUUUAGUAUUAUUAUUUUAAUAACUAGGUACAUAAAGAUAGAAAUACAAUUUUGUUUCCGAACGUGUAGACUAAAUAACUUUUGUAUCCUGAAGGAUUGAGUUUCAGAUCUUAAAUGAAUCGUGUUGUUUUAGUUUCAGAUAUUGACAUCACGAUGUUUCAUGGACCUUUCCUUGUAUUGCUCUAUGUUCUGUCUGCGUGUAACGGAGUUCAAGAUAUCACACCAACUACACUCUUUAGCUCUGACCAAACUGUCACAGAUCUAAAAUCCACACUUCUGCCUUCAACAAACAAUGUCAGAACAAAAUUUUAUGCGUGGACCAAAGAUGAAGCUCUAGUUCCUCUCAAUGGAAGAGCAUUACAAGAUCACGUGAUACUGAGCUACUCAGGUAAACAAAAUGUUGGCCAAUGUGCUUUGGAAUGUUUGAAAGUUGGCACUUGUGAAUCCUUCAACUAUGAGCAUACGACUGGGUUGUGUGAGUUAAACAAUUCUUCUCAUGUCGGUCACGAAGAUGACCUCAUCGCAUACUCCAGUAAAGACUUCUAUCUUAGAAAUACAUUUUCUAUUGACAAGGAAGCUCUGGGCGUGUGUUCCGGCAACCCUUGCAGUUCUCGGGGCCGCUGUCUUGAGAUCAGAAACAGUGCUGGUACUCUAAGCCCAUUAUGCCAAUGUAACCCUGGAUGGCAAGGUCGAAGCUGUAGUGACCAAGCUCUUGGACCUCAGUGGUCAGUCUGGUCAGAGUGGUCAGUUUGUUCUGUGACGUGUUCCAGUGGAUGGCAAAAAAGACAACGCUACUGCAGGGAUGAGUCUACCCAGCAAUCCGCCAAUCUCAGUCUGUGUGCCGGUGGACCAAUACAAUACAGGACAUGCUUACUACAAGAGUGUCCACGAUGGACUACAUGGGGCGCCUGGGGAGAAUGCUCCACUUCAACUACAUGUGGUGAAGGGAUACAAACAAAACGUCGAUCCUGCUCUAACGGAGGAACUAUUGGUGUCGACAGAUUUUGUUUGGGUCUGGAUACACAAACUACACCGUGUCUAAGUGUCGAAUGUUUUGGACCAUUAAGGCUUGCUAACGGAAGUGGUCCCAGUGAAGGUCGUAUAGAGCUCUACGACAACAUCAACAAAAACUGGACUCUGAUCUGCGCCAAUCAGAUGACAGAAUUUGUGGCUUUCUUAGCGUGUAGGCAAGCAGGCUGGCCAGGAGCGUAUACAGCAAUCAAAGAUGGUCGCUAUGGUAAUGGAAAUGGAAAUUUAUGUUUAAAAAGUCUACAGUGUAAAGGCACCGAAAAAAGUCUGGCAUCAUGUACCCACAAUGUAUGGACAACUAAUGCUAAAUGUAGUGAUGGUACUUCAAUACCAGGAGCUGUACAGUGUAACGUAAACGGCGUUUGGUCACUUUGGUCAGCGUGGAGUGAUUGCAGUGUCACCUGUGAAAAUGGCACCAGGACCAGAAUUCGAAAAUGUGACCAGCCCAAAACUAUGUACAAUGGUAUUCCUUGCCAGGGAGCAAGUACUGAACAGAAGUCAUGCUCAUUAAGUCUCUGUCCAGUCGAUGGACUGUGGACUAGCUGGGAGACUUGGUCUAGCUGUUCAGAACAAUGUGGCAAUGGGACGCAGUCUAGACUCAGAGAAUGCAUUGGACCUUUCCAAGGUGGGCACAAUUGUUCUGGAAAUUCGAAAGAGAUUAAAAUAUGCAAGGAUAAAGAAUGUCCAAUUGAUGGUCAGUGGAAUGACUGGAGCUCGUGGUUAGAGUGUUCUCAAACUUGUGGGGUUGGUAAACGCUCCAGGUCACGUGUUUGUAGUGGUCCUUAUUUUGAUGGUCAACCAUGUAUAGGAACCUCAAUUGAUGUCACAGAUUGCCUACUUCAAAAUUGUCCUGUUGAUGGAGAGUGGCUUCAGUGGGAUGCUUGGACUCAAUGCACAGUUUCAUGUGGAGGUGGACAUCAGAGCAGACAGCGACAGUGUCAGCAGCCAUUGUUUGGUGGUUUACAUUGCCUAGGACCAGGAAAUGAGUCUCAGUCUUGUAGUCAACAGAAUUGUCCAAUUGAUGGCUAUUGGAACCCAUGGUCAGUUUGGUCUGCCUGCUCUGCAACUUGUGGUAUAGGGGGACAAAUCAGAAAUAGAACUUGCCAGGGUCCUUAUUAUGGAGGUGCUAAUUGCACUGGAAAUCAAACUGAAGCACAAAAUUGUUCUUUACAAAACUGUCCAGUGGAUGGUCAGUGGCUGGAGUGGCAGAGUUGGUCAGUAUGUUCUGCCUCAUGUGGGGGUGGUAAAAAAGUCCGUAAACGUGUUUGCUAUUUUGGACUCUAUGGCGGCAGCAAUUGUACAGGAGCUUCUAUUGAUGAAUUAAUUUGUAAUGAAAACCUAUGCCCAGUAAAUGGACAGUGGUUGCCCUGGUCAUCAUGGGGACAGUGCUCUCUGUCCUGUGGUAAUGGUUCUCAGUCACGUGUCAGACAAUGCAACGGCCCUUUCAAUGGAGGAGCUAAUUGUUCUGGCAUUUCUCAAGAGUCUCAAAGCUGCAAUAAUCAAAGCUGUGCAGGUAGGUUACAGAAAAGGAUCAAAAACUAUCAAGUGGAUGGUGUAUGGGAAAUGUGGUCAAAAUGGAGUCAGUGUAGUGUAACUUGUGGUGGUGGACUUCAGCAAAGGUCUAGGAAUUGUACUGGACCUUUCUAUGGAGGAAAAGUAUGUGAUGGAAUUGCAAAUGACUUGCAAAAUUGUAACAAUCAAAAUUGUCCAGAAGAUGGAGUACUAAGUCCAUGGUCUACCUGGGGGGACUGCAGUCAGACAUGUGGGGGUGGGGUUAAGGAAAGACAUCGAAUAUGUAUUGGCCCAUUUUAUGGUGGGCGGUAUUGUGAAGGUGUUUUAGUAGACAAUAUCACAUGCAAUAGUCAAGAUUGUCCUGUUGAUGGUAUACUGACAAGCUGGACUAGUUGGUCUCAGUGCUCAGCUACUUGUAUGGGUACUCAGUCUAGGAACAGAACAUGUGUUGGACCGUUUUAUGGUGGUAAAGAUUGUCAAAGUCUUCUGUUCGAAAGUCAACCAUGCAAUAACGUUUCUUGUGCAGUGGAUGGUACAUGGACAGUCUGGUCAGAAUGGAGUCCUUGCAGUUUGUCUUGUGGUGGUGGAUCUAGAACUAGAUCACGAAAGUGUGUUGGAAUACUGAAUGGUGGGAAAAACUGUGAUGGGAAUUCUGAGGAAAGACAACUGUGUAACUUUGAAGGCUGCCCUGUUGAUGGUUUCUUUGGUCAAUGGUCCUCUUGGGGACUUUGUAGUUUGACAUGUGGUUCAGGAAUACAGCUUAGAAAUCGAACAUGCAUUGGACCAUUUAAUGGUGGAAAAAAUUGUUCAGGAAAUUUUGAGGACUCUCAGACUUGUAACCAGCAAAGCUGUCCUAAAGCAAAGUCACUAGUAAAAUUUGUGGUUUGUUUUCUUAUUUUAGUUGAUGGUUAUUAUCUACAAUGGUCUGAAUGGGGAUUUUGUUCUGCUACAUGUGGUGGCGGAGUCCAGUAUCGUAACAGAACAUGUGUUCAGCCUUUAUAUGGUGGACAAAAUUGUCAAGGAGUUAAUAGUGAAUCACAGGCCUGUAGCACUAACCCAUGUCCAGUUGAUGGCUACUACAGUGAAUGGGGUGUCUGGAGUCAGUGCAGUGUGUCAUGUGGAGGAGGAAGUUAUUGGAGAACUAGGUCAUGUGUGCCACCAAAAAAUGGUGGCUUGGACUGUAUAGGACCAGCAAAUGUAACUGAUAACUGUAAUACUCAACCAUGUCCAAUUGAUGGUGUUUGGUUGAGUUGGUCUGUCUGGUCAGCAUGUAGCACUACAUGUGGGGGUGGCAAGCAAACAAGAACAAGAUUGUGUGAAGAACCAAAAUAUGGUGGAAAACUUUGCGAAGGUCCAAAGGCUGAGUAUUUGAAUUGUAGUGACAAUCCUUGCCCAAUCCCUGGUCUGUGGCUACCUUGGUCUCCCUGGACUCCAUGUUCAGCUACCUGUGGUGGAGGGACUCAUGUCAGAGACAGACUCUGCAACACCACCUCUUUUGGCAACCUUACAGACCCAUGUCCAGGAAGCAGUAAAGAGAAUGCUUCUUGUCACACAUUUAAUUGUUUACCUUUAGCCAGAACCUGUACAGAGUUAGGUCAACGAGGCUUAGUUGAAAACACCAUGGCAGAUAUAGAUCCUGAUGGACCAACCCUGUAUUCUUUGGAGCCUGUGUCUGUAUAUUGUGACAUGGUUUCUAACAAUGGCACUGGAGUUACUGUCUUAGGUCACAAUCAGGAGGCCAAAACGGAAGUUCAGGGCUGGGAAGGUGCACGAGAAUAUCAGGCAGAUUUAAUCUAUAAUGUCAGCUUUGACCAUGCUAUUUCUAUUGUGGACCAGUCCAGCAACUGUGAGCAGUACAUCCGCUGGGAGUGUUUUGCUGCAUUAAUUCAUAACUACAAUGACAACAAUAAAAUAACAACUGGAUGGCUUAAUAGAACUAAAGGUGUAGCAGACUACUUUGGAGAUGCUCCACCAGGUUCUAACAAUUGCACUUGUGGUACUAAAAAUGCAUGUGCUGAUAAAUCUUUUGGUUGUAACUGUGACUCAAAUGAUCAUGUCUGGCGAGUUGAUGAUGGCUACUUGACCUAUAAAGAUGACCUUCCUGUGUAUGCUUUUGUGGCAGGUGAUACAGGUGGCCAGGAUGAAGAUGGUUUCAGUCAAGUUGGGCCACUUCGUUGCUAUGGAACAGCAAAAGUUGAAAUGAAUCUUAAACCAUAAAGAAUUUUUAUAUACUUAAAAAAUAAACAUAGCAUAACAUGCCAACUGUUUCAUUUCCAUUUUUAUUAACACUAUUUGUAAAAACAACUAUUGUUUUAGAGAUGAAUCGAGUUGGCAUCAAUUCAAGCAUGUUUGUUUUUUAAUUAAAUCUUUCUUUUUUUGUCUUUUUAAAAAUGUUCCAUUGAUUUCUUUUUAAUAUCUUCAGCAUAAAAUGUUUACAAAUAUAUCAACAUGAAAUUGUCACCUUAAUUUUUACAAAAACUAUCAUAGUGUAUUACAAAAGAAUUAAUCUCUGAAAGAUUAAUUUGAAACAAUUUUAAAAAAUUCAUUGACAUUUAUUUAAUGCACCUAAAACUGUGAGAAAUAUUUAGGAUUAAUAAAAAAAAAACCUCAACUUUCAGGUCAUUAAUGAAAGUAUUAAAAUCUGAUUAUUAUUUUUUUUAUUUUGAAAGAGACAUUUUUAGCAAAUAAAUUGUGACUCCACAAUCAUCAAUGAAAAAAGGUUUGCAAACAUGAAGAGAUUGGCUAAUAUGUUGACCCUAUUCUCUGCAGGUGGAUCUGAUGAAGAAGGCUUUAGUACAGUGGGGCCAUUACGAUGUUGGGGCUCUAUCCAGAAAAGUCCUUGAUCUACUUACUAAUCCUUGCAUUUAUAUAGAACAAUGCCAGGAUGGAGGAAAGCCUUGUUCUAUGUAAUGAUUUGUUGAUUUGAGAUGAUCAAAGACUAUGCAAGGGAUUUUCUGGAAGUCACAAUGUUGUCACUUUAUUUACUUCACUUUGAACACAAACUGACAAUCACUUUACUUAUCACAUUUAGUGAAUGUUGUUUCACAUCAGGAACAUUUUAUUUAUUGAACUCUUUUAUAUAAGACAUGAAACUCGAAACUUGCUUUUCAUUAUUUGAAUUUCUUUUUCUGUCUUGUAUAUGAUUCAAAUACAUUUUAUAUAGGCGUAAAAUGUUACUAGCAGAUAAAAAAAAUAUCAAAAGAUAAUAUAGAGAAUAUUUUACAUAUUGCUUUAGAUUUAUGAAAGUCACUCUAUGACACAAUAAUUACAAAUGCUUAUGUACGUUUUCGGUAAUUACUCGUAAUAGAGUUUGCAUUGCUUUAAAAUUUAAACUAAUUUUAGCUAAUUUAUCAAAGCACUUUGUUUUAUCCCUUGAUAUCUGUAACUCUCAUGCAAACAGAAGACAGUUUACUGUUUGAUUCUUAAGUUAGAGCGGAGAUUUUUUGGAGAGAGCUAAGGGAAACACUUUAGAAAAAUUGUGAAAUAUAGGUCGAUGAAAUCACAUCUGCCAUCUCUAUGUCAGUGAUUUGUUUUCCUUGCUUGCUGACCACUUCCUGUGAUAUCAUCGUCUAUCUGGAUGUGGAAUGCGCUUUAUACUCUCGCCAGGAAGGUCUCAAUAUCAAAACGUGACCUCCUUCACCUGCCGUCUCGCUUCAAGGACUCUGUAUGACAACAUUUUUACAAUUCAAAUCUGAAGAAACUUUGAAAACUUAAAUCAACGUUCCUUACACUUGAAUCUGGAGAUCUACAAGUCAGUAUUCAAGUUUUGUUUCCGUAUAGGGCUCCCUGAGUUUACUCUCGCUAUAGAAAAAACCUCGAUUUUUGUUUUCUAAAUUCUUCAGUUUUAAUUAAUGAACGUUUUCACCGGAUGGCAUAUUUAAUUUGAGAAAUUAAUCGUGACCUUUUCAAUCACUCAAAUUACUCAUGUCAUCGCUAGUAAUUCAGAUCACAUUUAAUUCAGAUCACGUUUAUGAUUUGGCACAAAUAAAGUUGGAUACCAAAAUAAAAAUUGAAUUUUUCUUUUGUUUUGUGCAUGAAAAUA